CCUGGUCUGUUUAGAUUUAUUUCCCUUGUCCAAAAUUCUCUUACAAUAGAAGAUUCAUAUAUUGAUUCUUUUGGAUUUUAUUUCCUUAGUAGUCUUUGUGUUAUCUUUUUCAUUCGAAUCGUCUCUUCUUUGAUAUCCUUGCCUAGCUUUCUUGACGUCGACAACAUUCCCAUUUGGAAAUUCUGUGCUGGCUCUCGUGCUUUUCAAAAAGCCUUGCAAGCUUGGAUAGAGUGAUUGUGUUUCCUAAAAGGGGCACAAAGAUCUUGGUUUUAAGAGCAACUACAAUAUUGAGAUAUUUGCCAAUGCUCCAUUGAUUUGUGAGAUUGACAAAAAUGGUAAACUUGGGUUCCCAGCAUAAAUCCAAGGGCACCAAUUUAAAUAUUCAUUGCAGCAGAACGGCAAAGGGUGGUGGUGGUGGUGGUGGUGGUGGUUUUGGGAAAUUUUAAAGCGGUUCUGUUGGGAUAGAGCUGAGAUCAUGGGCUGCAUUUGCUCAAAAGGAGCUGCCGAAGAAGAUGUAAAUAGCAAUACGAAUGAUCAGAAGCAGACAGGGGUGGAUAAGUCUUCUGUGCAAAUGGUUGCUCCUGCAAUAUCCAAGAAAGAAGAGAUGUUGGUAGAUUUUCUUGGCCAAAAAGAUAGAUCGGUGCGUCGUGUGUCGAAGGCAAAUGUCGGGAAUGUUACUGUUUCAUUGGAAGAAGGAGAAAAGGAAAGGGAACUUGUUGAUGUGAAGACUAAAGGACACAAUAGAUCGAUAACAAUGGAUUCAGAGUCCAAUGACGACCAACCACGUGUGAGCAUGAUGAUUAGCAUACGUCAUGGAUCUGAAAGGGAAGCAUGGCCAGAAUGGUUAACAGCAGUUGCUGGUGAAGCCGUCAAAGGGUGGCUGCCUCGACGAGCAGACUCAUUUGAGAAGCUAGACAAGAUUGGACAAGGAACUUACAGUACUGUAUACAAGGCUCGUGACCUUGAAACUGGAAAAAUUGUUGCAAUGAAGAAGGUGCGGUUUGUCAACAUGGAUCCCGAAAGUGUCCGCUUCAUGGCUAGGGAAAUUGUUAACUUGCGUAAACUUGACCAUCCCAAUGUUAUGAAACUUGAAGGAAUAGUCACUUCGAGGAUGUCAGGGAGCUUGUACCUUGUGUUUGAGUACAUGGAGGAUGACCUUGCUGGGCUUGCAGCAAAUCCUAGCAUCAAGUUUACGGAACCUCAGGUACCUAUGUUCUUAUCUGUUCAAUUUUACGGUUAUUCAUACUUGGAAAUUAGCUUCUUCUGCUACUAUGAAAGUGAUAUAACGUCGUCAACUUGCCAUUCAUGUCUUGUCUUACAAGGAAAUUACUUGUUCUUGCAGAUCAAAUGCUACGUGCAACAACUUCUACUUGGACUUGAGCACUGCCAUAAACAAGGUGUCUUGCAUCGAGACAUCAAGGGCUCAAAUCUUCUGAUAAACAACGAUGGAGUCCUCAAGAUUGCAGACUUUGGUCUGGCAACUUUUUAUCAUCCUGAUCAGAGUCAGCCUUUAACAAGUCGCGUAGUAACUCUCUGGUAUAGGGCACCGGAGCUUUUGCUAGGUGCUACAGAGUAUGGACCUGGCAUAGAUAUGUGGAGUGCUGGUUGCAUUCUUGCUGAAUUAUUCGCUGGCAAGCCUAUCAUGCCUGGAAGAACAGAGGUAGAGCAAAUGCAUAAGAUUUUUAAGCUUUGUGGUUCACCCUCUGAGAUCUACUGGCAGAAGACAAAGUUUCCACAUGCAACUAGUUUCAAACCUCAGCAAUCUUACAUACGAUGUAUUACUGAGACAUUCAAACAUUUCCCUCCGUCAGCUUUGACCCUUGUUGAUAAGCUCCUGUCAAUGGAACCACAAGACCGAGGUUCAGCCACUUCAGCUAUUCGAAGUGAGUUCUUCAGAAUAGAGCCCCUCCCUUCUGAUCCAUCAAGUCUACCAAAAUAUUCUCCAUGCAAAGAACUGGAUGCCAAGUUGCGAGAUGAGGAAGCCAGAAGGCAAAGAGCAGAGGCUGUAAAAGGACGAGGACCUGAAUCUGUCAGAAGGGGUUCAAUAGAUACUAAGAAAGCUCCCACUCCGGAAUUCACUGCUCAGGCACAGCCAAAAACUGCAAGUUCCAGCUAUAAAUAUUAUAUCCUGGAGGAUGCGGGGACUGGGUUCCGAAUUGAGCCUCCAAGAGUAUCGAAGCAGAAUGGUUUCGAGCACUCUACUUCAAUGAUUCACCCUUCCGCAGUAGCAGGAAUGUCGUCAAAUAAAAGUGCAGGUUCUUCAAGAAAUAAUCCAGAAUUGAGGGCACAGAAAUCUCACGAGUCUCAAUCAGGGGAGAUGUCUAGCUCCUCUCUUAAGAAGAAUGAAAAGGCUCCUCCGAGCAGAGAUUCUUCAAUGGGGGGGUAUGUUCCCAGGAAAACCAGAAUCCAUUAUUCUGGACCAUUGAUGCCUCCUGGGGGGAACAUGGAAGAAAUACUCAAAGAGCACGAUAGACAAAUCCAGCAGGCCGUUCGUAAAGCACGUCUUGAAAAGUCGGGGACCAGAGAUAACCUUGAUGGUUAUGGGCAACUACACAACAACAGACGAUACAAAGGGUAAUUCUCAAAACAAUUACUCCGUCGC
This is a messenger RNA of Populus euphratica (Euphrates poplar), 2602 nucleotides long. RefSeq names its product probable serine/threonine-protein kinase At1g54610. The record is from RefSeq and is a predicted model, not a curated record. Lineage: Eukaryota; Viridiplantae; Streptophyta; Magnoliopsida; Malpighiales; Salicaceae. The coding region runs from base 476 to 2578 and encodes 700 amino acids. Gene Ontology annotation, biological process: positive regulation of transcription elongation by RNA polymerase II; protein phosphorylation. The transcript is spliced from 6 exons. Gene Ontology annotation, cellular component: nucleus; cyclin-dependent protein kinase holoenzyme complex. Gene Ontology annotation, molecular function: ATP binding; RNA polymerase II CTD heptapeptide repeat kinase activity.